AUGGGCAACGUUUUUGUGUGCGACGAGGUGGUAACAGCGGGCGACAUCGAGUACUCCGUGUCGCAGGUAGGGCCCCUUCUCGUCUCCCUCUCCCCCGCUCUCACCAGCAUGCUCCUUGCAACAAGCACCCUUCUUGCAAGCGUCCCUCUCCGUAGGGUGGCGAGUUUGAAGCGGACAAGCGUGCAGGGCAAAGUUCGUGUGCACCUGUGUGCAGCAGCAGCAGAGGAUAAUGGAGGCGGUGGAGAAUCAGAUGGCACAGGCAAGGCACCGCAGGUGGGUGUACGGAAGAUGGGGCAGUAUGGGGACGUGUGGGUGGAUGGCGAUGCUGCCACCACCGCCACAGCUGAUAACCUCUCCCUUCUCUCUCUCCCUUCCCUUAUGUGCGCUCGCCACUUCCACUCCCCCAUGGGGUGCCACACAGGCAAGGCACUGCAGGUGGAGGUGCGGGAGAGGGGGCAGCAUGGGGACGUGUGGGUGGAUGGCGAUGUUGCCACCACCGCGCGCAUUAUUCUGAAACAUGUAUAA
This is a messenger RNA of Closterium sp. Naga37s-1, 525 nucleotides long. NCBI's taxonomy places the organism in Eukaryota, Viridiplantae, Streptophyta, Zygnematophyceae, Desmidiales, Closteriaceae. The record is from the annotation of a GenBank genome assembly.